This is a messenger RNA of Anopheles coustani, 1004 nucleotides long. Its product is annotated as nuclear receptor-binding factor 2-like. Gene Ontology annotation, biological process: autophagy. The record is from RefSeq and is a predicted model, not a curated record. The coding region runs from base 74 to 799 and encodes 241 amino acids. The transcript has 2 exons. Lineage: Eukaryota; Metazoa; Arthropoda; Insecta; Diptera; Culicidae.
AUUUUGCGUUGUUUUGACGGUUGUUUGUCGUCGGGAACGGGAAAUAUAUAUUGUUUACGAUACUGUUUGUUCGAUGGAGAAUUCGCACCUAAAUAAGGCUCAUAUGUAUGGCAGAAGGGCCGAGCAUUAUGCAAAGAAUCGGCGAUACGACGAAUCUAUAGAGUGCCACAAAAAGGCAGUGUUUCAUUUCGAUGAAACGUUAAAGAUCAAAACUUCCGCCGUGGUGCUGGAGUCUUUGCAGCUCCAACGAAAGUACCACCAGAAGCAAAUCGACAGCUUACAGAUGAAGAAACUGCAGUACGAGCGCUACAUGCGAGCCCUCGAAUAUCAACGGCGUAAGAAUCCCGAAUUUCUGGCGCAGCAGAUCGAAAAGAUGGACAAGUAUAACGAACUACAGGUGGCGAUUUACCACAAUCUCGACGAUACCGAUGGGCUACUGGAAUCGCUGGGUAAAAGCAUCGCCGGACCCACCAAUCAUCCGACGGGAAGUGGCGACGGUACGAAGGUUGUUGGUGAGCUCGUGACGUUGAAUCAUUCGCUGCACAUAUUGAUACAGAAAAUGUCACAAAACAUCGACGAAUAUGCUACGGAAAAUGAGGAACUCCGAGAAAAGCUACGUUUCUAUGAACGGGAGAAGGAAACCGAUGGAUUGGCGGGAAAAGAGGGUGACUCUUCGAGUGUAGUGCAUAAAGGGCUUGGUGCCCAGAAGAAUGACGGGGGCUUGAGACACGACAAUCUCUCCACGCUGGCCCCAUUGGAGAUGCCCGUGUUCGAUUUGUCCGAAUUUGACAAUCACUGAAGUGAAGGAUUUGUGUGGUACUAUGUGAUAAGACUACUCAUAGGUAAUAUUUACUUUAAAACUGUUUAAGUUGAUAAUCGCGUGGAACGAGGGCAAGUAUAGAUAAUCCCAUGUGGGUGAUCAAGCAAAGUGUUUUCUGUACGUGCUUAAGUGUUAUUGUGUUGAAGCAAAUAAAAUUUGGAAACAUAAUGUGGAACAUGCGUAA